AUGCCGCCAGAAGAGGAUGCUUUGCAGUCCGAGUGCAUGACAACCCUGUCUGACCGAUGCUCUUAUACGGAAGCUGGAUCUCGCUAUGGUGAUGCGAAGAGACAUAGGAGGGAGGGGUAUUUGAUCACAGGAGAGUACAUCCAAGACAAGGUAGGACGAUCGGAUCUCCAAAGUGGUCCGAUGGCACUAGCUGCAUACAUCGACCGUGAUCGCUCGACAGUGAGAUGA
Opisthorchis viverrini is the source of this 228-nucleotide messenger RNA. RefSeq lists its product as hypothetical. The transcript has a single exon. Lineage: Eukaryota; Metazoa; Platyhelminthes; Trematoda; Opisthorchiida; Opisthorchiidae. Bases 1 to 228 code for a protein of 75 amino acids. The record is from RefSeq and is a predicted model, not a curated record.